UUCUACCGAAGACUCCCUCUCUGUCUCUCUGUCUGUCUGUCUGUCUCUCUCUCUCUCUCUUUCUCUCUCUCUCCUCGGAGACGAUUGACGAACCCUGACAAGAUCGAUCGCUCCAAUCACCGAAAGUCAAUGUCAAAGGAGGAAGCUGCGAGGGAGGCGAUAAAGCAGGCUCUGAGAGCGCUGCGGAAGCGGCAUUUACUCGAGGAAGCCGCUCAUGCUCCCGCUUUGGCAGCUCUCUCGCGGCCCUUCGUCUCUCAGGGAUUGGAAUGGAAAGAGAAAGCUGAAAGCUUGGAAGCUGAACUUCAGCAAUGCUACAAGGCUCAAUCUCGGUUAGCUGAGCAGUUGGGGUCGGAAGUCGCUGAAACCCGAUCUUUAAAAGCUUCCCUCCAGGAGAAAGAGCAGGCAAUAGAGAGUCUGGAAAGGGAAUUGACAGAGACAAGGGAAGAAUGCUUGAAAUUGAGAGCAGAGUUGGACGAGAAAACCAGAGUUGUUGAUUUAGUUUUGAGUGAAAACUCUGAGAUUAAAAGGCAACUCGAAGAGAUGACUCUGAUAGCUAAGAAAGCUGAAGCUGAAAACAAGACGUUAAUUGACCGUUGGAUGUUGCAAAAGAUGCAGGAUGCUGAACGCCUCAAUGAGGCUAAUGCCCUCUAUGAAGAUAUGAUGGAGCGCCUUAAGGCUAAUGGCUUGGAAAGUCUUGCUCGGCAACAAGUUGAUGGAGUGGUCCGGCGAUGUGAAGAAGGUGCCGAAUACUUUUCAGAGUCAACCUUUCCCUCUAACUGCAAGAACAGGAUCCAUGCCCAUGAAGGUGGCUGUGCAGCAAUACUCUUUGAGUGCAACUCGAGCAGAUUGAUCACUGGGGGACAAGACAGGACAAUUAAAAUGUGGGACACAAAUACCGGUUCAUUGGCCCGUACUCUACAUGGCUGCCUGGGUUCGGUUCUAGACCUUGCUGUCACGCAUGAUAAUAGAUCUAUCAUUGCAGCAAGCAGCUCGAACAAUUUGUAUGUAUGGGAUGUAAACUCGGGCCGGAUCCGUCACACUCUGACAGGCCACAUGGAGAAAGUCUGUGCAGUGGACGUGAGCAAGAUUUCUAGCCGUCAUGUUGUGAGUGCAGCCUAUGAUCGGACUAUAAAAGUCUGGGACUUGCAGAAGGGUUACUGCAUCAACACAAUCAUCUUCCCCAGCAACUGCAACACACUUUGCUUCGGUAUGGAUGGACAUACAAUAUGUUCAGGCCACGUCGACGGGAAUCUCCGUUUAUGGGAUUUUCAGACAGGAAAGUUAAUCCAUGAAGUUGCUGCACAUUCGCUUUCUGUUACAUCGAUUUCUCUUUCGAGAAAUGGAAAUAUGGUGUUGACCAGCGGGAGAGAUAAUUUGCACAAUUUAUUUGAUAUAAGGACUCUUGAAGUGUGUAGUACUUUGAGGGCUUCAGGAAAUCGAGUGGCAUCAAACUGGAGCAGAUCCUGUAUCAGUCCCGAUGACAAUUACGUAGCAGCUGGGUUGGCUGAUGGAGCUGUACAUGUGUGGUCAAUUUCCAAAGGUGAUAUUGUGAGCACUCUGAAGGAGCAUACUUCAUCUGUGUUGUGCUGUUCCUGGAGCAGCCUUGGGAAACCUUUAUGCUCUGCAGACAAGAGUGGGAUCAUCUGUACAUGGACGUAGGGUGUUCAGUCAUGCUUGUGUAGAUACGACUCGUCACUGCAACUUUCGGUUUUAUUCUUUCAUUUCACUGCUCAGCUCUUCGGAUUUGCGCAGAGUUCACCAAUGGGGGCAAUACUUGUUGCCCUCUGGAAUGUUACACUGAGUCCGAUCUGGCUGAGGCAACAAAGGUUUUUCGCUUUUUCUUUCUGUCUGUUUUUUGUAACUGUCUUGUGGGAAAGGCAAGGCACGUGAUAUAGCUGUUCAAUGGACGUAUAAUUCUGAUAUUCUGUAAAUAAUUCUAAUGGGAGAUAUGUAUUGAUCAUUGAUUUUUGAGGUA
This is a messenger RNA of Punica granatum (pomegranate), 1975 nucleotides long. The record is from RefSeq and is a predicted model, not a curated record. Lineage: Eukaryota; Viridiplantae; Streptophyta; Magnoliopsida; Myrtales; Lythraceae.